AUUACAUGCAUGUCUAUCUAGUAAUUAACAGCGGAUCUCGUCGUAGUUGAGUUGUCACUUUCUAUUACGAUACACAAUGCAUCGCUAUCAGCCAGAGCCAGACCUCUCUCGUGCGCUAGUAUAUCAUCCGUCCGAAACAUAGCUCUCCCAUCGUCUGGCAGCAGCGCCACAAGGAAGAAGAGUAUAUACUAUACAGUAUAUACACACUCGCACGUAUAUACAUAUAUGCACGAAUAGAAAGAGAGAGAGAGAGAGAGAGAGAGAAAGAGAGAGUGCGCUCGCGAUACACACGCGGGUCAUAUGUAUACACACGCACACAUGCAAAUACAGGUAGCGCAUACGCAGCUGUGUAGUCAGACAGUACAGUGAAUUUCUCUCGCGGAACGACGCGCGGCGGGGAGAGAGGGAAAGAUCAACACCGUCGACGCCCGUGUACGAGUGUGAAUAUUAUACGUUCGACGAGGACGACGUGGCUGCUGGCAGCUGGGGGCAGUAAUGCGUGACGACCUGACAACGACCGCGACGACGUUGACCACGCAACACAGUGCAUUGAAUGUCCCGCGAGCGAGAACGUAAAGAAAAAGCCGAGAGAGAUGAGACGACGCUGACGACGACGCUAGCAUCGUGAAAGCAGCGAGUGUGUGUGCUGCAAGCGAAAGGAGAGAAAGAGAGAGAGAGCGAGAGAAGCGAAGGCGGCGGCUGUGCGUACGCGCGGCAAUAAUAAUUGGCCCCGUCACGAGCAGUGAGCCAUGUUCUACGUGCUGCCGUUGUUGCUGACUAUUCUUUUGUUGUGAGCAAAAAGGAACCACUGCCAGGGUGUUCCGAGUGCGUGUUAUACUCCUCGUGUGUGCGCGCAUUCUGUCCAAGUGUUACGUGUGUGUAGUAUCUGUGGAGAAGUUUCACCAGGUGGAAUGAGGACUCGCCACGAUUACUGCUACUGCGGCUGCUUUUGAGUGUGUGCGGAUUCAUCUUAGAGCUGGGAUGGGGUCGCCUUCCAGGACGUGGAGAUGAUAGUUCUAACAGGCUGUUCAAAAAGGUGUUAGGAGCAUAAUUCAUUUAUUUUGGCUAUAAUAGCCUUUGAGAGGGAUGAAUGGAACAACAGCUCUGCGUCACAGUGUUGGUGGCAGUGGAAUCGGUGAACCGGUUCCUGUCGCCACAUUGGUUGUCUACAAAGAUGAUGCAGGGUACGGGAUGAAAGUUUCUGGUGACAAGCCUGUUUAUGUUCAGUCAGUUAAAGAAGGUGGUGCAGCAGCUAGAGCUGGCCUUCACUCAGGUGACAAAAUUAUCAAGGUGAAUGGAGUGAAUGUCAUGCAAUCAACGCACACAGAAGUUGUUGAACUUAUUAAAUCCUCAACGCAAGUAGUUUUAACGGUACAACAAAAAUCUGUGUCAACAAUGGCUGCUGGAUUAUCUCCAUCCCAACAUCAUCAUCGACCAACAAGUCUAUCAACAAGUUCUGUGCUAGUCUCCCCUGUGCAAGGUGCAACAUCAUUAAACCGAGCUUCUACAGCUCCUGCCUCAUGUAAUGAAAGGAUCACUGGUCCUCAACCUGUUGAUCAUGAAAAAAGACGACAACUGGAAACUCAACGCGUAAUAACGUUGCAGAUGAUGUUGGAUGCUGCGGCGAUUUCCGGAAACAAAAAUAAUAUUGCUUCUUUGCAAACAGAACUUGCUAACGCAGAGCGACGCCUGAAAAAGUUGCAAGAAUCAACGGAUCAACUUAGUCCAUUGGUGUCCUCUCCCGCGAACCAGCACACCGCGCACACCUCGGGCAGUGGCGGCGGUGGUGUUGGAACUAUUAGCGACACCCCGCCGCCGCUGCCCUCUCGCAACAAAUCCAUGUCCACGCGGAGCUUGUCUCCGCCACCCUUGCCACCGCGACCUUCUCCCUGCAAUCUCGCUCAGUGCCCCGAGCAGGAGAGACACUUAGCCGCCGCCGUCAGCGGUGUACCUAACUCUGGUGCAAAUCUCGGCUCGCCGAGUUCGAUGGGCAAGCAUCAGCGUACCAAAUCAAGUCCGGAGCAAUUGAUUGCGGUGUCACCGGCUGAAGCGAGUCGCCGUUUAAUCGCUUCGGAAUCGAUGAGCGAAUUGACGCCUAAGCAUUUGGCGCGUCACAGUGGUAUCGAUCUUGACGAUUUGCCUGGUUACAAGACUCCACCUGGUACUCCACCGCCACCAUAUCCUGCACCAAAUCUUGGAGAUGUAUUCGGUUCGACGUUUAAUGAGAGUAUUAUUGAUAACUUCGACGUGAACUUGCCAAGAGCGCCAAACGUGUCAGACGGUAGUAAUUCUGGAAUUCAGAAGCACGUGAUUCAACAGCCAAUUAUGUCAAUGGAAGACGAUGAUAUGAGCGACCAAGAAGUCGGACAGUUGGAAGACCACGGACCUUUUAAAUUGCUAUCCAAGCUGUGGAAACACCAUGCUCAUCUUGCGGUCUUCAUUAAUUAUGUUCUGUCCAACAGCGAUCCCUCAAGCCUGUUAUUCUACCUUAUAACGGACCUUUAUAAAGAGGGAAAUGCUAAAGAGAUGCGGAAAUGGGCUUAUGAGAUUCACUCAAGUUUUCUUGUACCAGGAGCUCCACUACGUUUGAAUAAUGUAGAUGAAAAUGUUGCUCGUGAAAUUGAUGACGUCUUGUUGAAUGAAUGGGACAAGGAAGAAAUUCUACGAAAAAUAUUCUGGAAAGCAAGAGCUCGGGCAAAGGAAGAGUUAAAUGAACAAUUAACAGACUUUCAACAGAAAAGAAUUGCUGGGUUGGGCACGCUUUUUGGACCAAGCGAUGCUGAACUCGAUGGAAGUUCAUAUGAUAAAAAUAGAGAAACAAAAAUUAUUGAAACAUACCUUUUACCAAAAAUGGAAACAUAUCUAGAAGAUAUUGAAAAGGAAAAUGUUGAUCAAAGAAAAUUCGCAACAGCAGCUAGUCUUGCAACAGUUCUAACAAAAGUAUUCAGUCUACGCUCAGUAUCCUUGGAUCGCGUACCAAUAUUUGUCGUGAAAGAUAAAUCUCAUAUAAAAGCUCGAUUGAGUUAUUGGCCUGCAAAGGCAAGAAAAAUGACCGUAAGAGGCCACCACUUCGUCGCACAGCCGUACUACACAGUCACAUACUGCAAUCACUGCCAAUUUAUUAUCGGUGGAAUUGGUCCUCAAGGCUAUCAGUGUGGGCAUUGUUCUCUAAACGUUCAUCGCCAAUGUGUUCGAGUUGUCGACGAGAACUGUCCUGGUCCACUGGUUAACAAAAAAGAGAAAGGUAAUGACCGUAUAAGCAAGCUGAUGGAACGAAUUCGUCCCGAAAAGAAACCACCAUCUCAUCAUCACAAUCAAUUCCACCACAUGGAGCGUAUGAAAAGAGCUGAAGAAGACAGUAGCCCGAUAAUUGAUGGUGAGAAUGGAGAGCAUCGCGGAAGUGGACCGGCAGGAAGCGGAGCGCGGGGAGGCGGCGAGAGAGGCCGCGUUUCCGGCUUCGAUCACGCCGAUAGCAUGGACGAUCCCUCUUCCAGGGAGGACAUCUCCGAAAUGGUGCAGCAAAAUAUUUCCAGUAAGCCAAAGACGUCGAACAUAAACAGGUCUGAAAGUUACAAGGAGCGGAUACAUCAUAAGCGACAGAUACGUGAAAAGCGAAAGACCAGCGACCCAAACCUCUCCAAGACAAAUGACUGUGAUGCAAGCGGAGCAUUCCCGGGCAACUCGGCAGGCAGCUCAUCGAACAGCAGCCUGUCGACACGAAGUCUGGACAGUCCGUCGACGAGCCUCGAACAAGUGCAUCCUGCCACGGCAAACGCGUCGGCCUCUUGGGGAGACAGCGACGUCGAUGUCGAGCCCGAUCCGCCAGAUUGGAGUCAAGGUGUCGCCGAGGAAGUAUUCGCGAGGCUUAGUAACGUCGAGAAGAAGAGGCAGGAGGUCAUCAAUGAACUGUUUCACACGGAACGCUCGCACGUGCGUGCCCUCAAGGUCCUUUCACAAGUCUUCCACAAACCGUUGAUGGACUCGCAAGUGUUGCCGCCCGACCAGAUUCAACUGCUCUUCUCCAAUCUCGACGAGAUGGUUAUAUUGCAUUCGCAAUUCAACCAAGCGAUGAAACGCAAGAGAAAGGAAAAUCCAUGUGUCGCUGACGUUGGUGAUCUGCUACUGGAGAUGUUCGACGGUGAAGCUGGUGAAGUUUUCGAAAGAGCUGCUUCCAAGUACUGCGCCAAGCAACAAGUGGCGUUGAGAGCUUUGAGGGAUCAGAGACGCAAGGAUCCCAAGCUUAAUGCGUUUUUGAACGAGGUCGAGGCUAAUCCACUUUGCAGAAGGUUGCAGUUAAAGGAUCACAUAUUAACGGGGAUGCUGCGACUAACAAAGUACCCACUCCUAUUUGACAACCUGGCAAAAUACACUUCGGAACAGAACGAGAGAGAGCGAGCAGCGGUCAUUCGUAGUUUGGAGCGUAGUCGUGAAAUUCUGUCGCGAGUGAAUCAAGCAGUUCGCGAGGCCGAAGAUUAUCAUCGGUUAGCAGAGAUUCAACGGCUGAUCGAUCGUUCGGCAUUUGAUAAAUUCGAGCAUCCGUGCGUGCAAGAAUUUAAGAACCUUGAUAUUACUAAGCGUCGACUGAUCUACGACGGUCCUCUUCAGUGGCGCGUCGUCAAGGCCAAACCAGUUGAUCUCCACGUUGUUCUACUCGACGACCUGAUACUCCUGCUACACCGUCAAGACGACAAGUAUGCGCUUAAAUUCAUCAACCAGAUGAACUCAGUGCUGAGUCCAAUCGUCAGGGUGUCGACUGUUCUCGUCAGACAGAACGCUGUCGAUAAGAAUUCGCUCUAUCUCGUAAAUACAUCUCAGAAUGGCGCACAGAUCUACGAUCUUGUUGCCUCAUCAUCCGAGGAAAGGAUAUUGUGGUAUAAACACAUAUCCGAGGCUGCUGAGGUGCAUAAAUCAAGAGAUAAGGAUGGUAGGAGGUCUAUGCCACCGAGUUCGUCGUCUAAUGAACUCGCCGAGUCGGCUGAAGACCAAUUACUUCCCGAAUCGAGUUCUGCGACUGCUACGUCUACACAAUUGCAGGACACUGGAAGUGAGCCUCGUGCGAACGAUAAAGCCGAGCAGGAUAAGCAAAAAGAAGCUCCAUCAGUGACAGAUUCGUCAAUAACAGCAACAACGACACCAACUCCAGCCAGACAAUCGGGCGAGUCAAUCGAGGCGUCAUCAUCGACAUCUCGCGAUGAAAUCGAGACUAUGGAUGAAGCUACCAAGAUUACAGCUGCUGCGAAGUCAGACCAGGAUGAAAAUGCUGCUGCUGCCGCUGCGUCGACUAAUCUAACUGAAAAUGUUCGAUUGGUUACAUGCACACAGUGCUCGCUCAUCGACCCGCUCGAGGUUCAUGUCGAGGAGAGGUCUGUGCAUCUAGCUGAACCUGUAUUGACUCCUAUUGAGUCACUGCGGCGAAAGGAUGAAGUUAUAAAGCAAGCGCUCAUCGAAAAGCAAUCCAUCGUCGCAAAUAUACUCAAUAUUCCAAAGUCAGACGUAGAACAUUUAGCUGAACCUACCUCGGAGCUUUCGGGUGUCGAGAAAGAGCCAUCUGAACUUAUACUUACAGCUAUUGGUCAAGCGAAUCAAUUGAUUGAGCUGUUGAAUACAGCAUUGACAGUCAGUGAGACAGAGUCUGUGCUCGCCACGCAAAGCUUGACUGCUCCGGCCGUUGGUUGUGAGACUACGGGUUGUCCAACUCCACGACCACAUCCUCGUAAUCUUGAGCCUACAAUUCCAGUCUCUACACUCCAACCUCUUUGCAAUACCCUCACGUCGCAACUCUCUCAGCUCCUUAAAAUCGUUAAAGAAAGAGACGAAGAAAGAGAAAGAUUACGGAAAGAACUACGACGUAGUCGGGAAAGGCUUCACGCAAUCGAUACGGAAGCGCAGCGUCGAGAAGCGACUGAUUUACAUUCUACGUCAUCCGAAAUCACAACGCAAAAUAACUAUGCAGGUACGACAGACAAAGUUAAUCAAGAUUCAUGCAAUGAUAGAACAAACUACGAGAUAUUCGUUGAUAUGGAAAAUGAUCCAGGUACAUCAACACCGACGAAUCUCGUUGAAGAGACAAAAACGACGUCGGAUAAAGAAGUCAUGGGUGACAGCGUGGGUUGACAUGUUUAAAAUAUUCUGCCAGAAUUGCAGACCCGAUGCAUUUUUAAGUGCGUUUCCGCAAUUCUUUGCUCAGUAUCAAAUAAUGUUGCGCUAACGAGCAUUAGACAAGCGAAGAAUUACGACUUUUAAGAGAUAAAAACACUUGCUCCGUUAAGAAAAAAGGCAGGGUAGCAUAACAAAUUUAGAUACCUAUUUACUGAAUCGUGGGGCUUCAGUUUAACGUGCGAUGUUAAAUACUCGCUAAUGAUUUCGUGCAAUCGAACAAAAAAAUCUGACAGUUCAGCGCAAUGAAAAAGACUCUAUGGUUUUUACUAUUCAGGUGGAAAAAGAUGUAGCUGACUUAAUAAUUAUCUUCCUAUUUUUUCAAUGUAUAACGUCAUGUAAAGUGCCUUUUUUGUACACACUUUUUUAUACUAAACUAGCAUGUCAACGAUAUAAAAACAAAACGUAAGUUUUAAAGGUCAAGGUACACGUCAGGAAAAGCCUUACAAUUCUUACAAAACUACAAAGACUUGAGAUAUCGAAAAUUCCGAUGAUUUUAUGAAAAACAUUCGUAAUGAGAUUUUGACAGUUAUAACUUUUAGACUAUACAGCUAUACCCAGUUCCGAACUUUUUAUGCGAACCAUAUACAUACUCUCUAAAUACCAAUUUGUGUGAAAUUAAGACUUAAUGUUUGACAUUUUUGAUAGACUGUUUUUGUGUGGUACACAUCAAGUAACAAGAGAAAGGAAAGUUUCACCGCAGUUCAGUUGUUCCUUUUUAAACGAUUGAUGAACUUUACAAUUUAUUGUUAUAUAUAUUGGUGCUUUAUUAAUUUUUGAUAAGUUGAGCUACAAAGUUUGUUGUAGUUAUAAGAUAAAUUAACAGCAGAACCGGUUGAUUCUACGAUGCAUAUUUUUAGGUGAUCUACGUUAAGAUUCUAUAAGCUAGAAGAACAAAGUUUGAUUUUAGCUUAGCACGAAAUCAUUUAGCGAGUGUUGAAUUAUACAUAAUUAACACAAUAUUCCACAUUCAUUGGAACAAAAAUAUAGAGAUGAGAUAAAUAUAUAAGCAAAUAUUAUGAACAUAUACAUAUAAAUAAAUUAUAAGUAAAUAAAUUAAUGAAUUUAAAAUACAAGAAUGUAGUACAUGUAUAAAGGAAAUAUUUAAUAAUUUUGUUAGAUCGUAGAGUCAUAGUGGCGAUUAUUAUUUUUUAGUUAUAUUAUUAGUUGUAUUUUAUCAUUAUCAUCAUCAUCGUAUUAUCAUAAUUUCUGAAUUAAAGCGCAUAUCAAAUGGAAACUGUCACUGUGUAUUUAUGUAAAUUUCAAACCUUUUUAUAUAUGUUUAUAUAAUUUUUUUUUAAAUUUUUUAUUAACGUUGCUGUUCACAUAUUUUUGGGAUUCGAAAAUUCGAAACAUAGACUUACAUAUAUCAUGCAAAUCAACUUUGAAUAUGUACACAAGGUAUUAUAGACAAUUUUGUCACUAUUUACUGACGAUACUUUACCUCGAUUUUUUCAAUAAAUAACACUUCAAAUAUUUACAGAACUACAAUAUAUUUUACGCAACAAAGUUUGAUACAAAUGCUUACUACAUUUUUAAAUACAACUUACAGUUUCUGGUACUCAAUACAUUCUUUCGCUUUUUGCAAAAAUAUAAUGUAGAAGGAAAGUUAAAGACAUUUUGAAAAAUUGUUGCGUAUUUUUUAUGGAAUAAUAUUGUACGAAAUGUAAAAUUUGAUAAGCCAUAUAUACUCGAAAUUUGUCAUGAAAACUUUUUUCCCCUAUCACUUCUUUUUAACACUGAUCUGCUGAAACAUAAAUAAAGAAUUUGUAUACCAAUAUUUUGGCUUAUAUUAUU
Messenger RNA from Phymastichus coffea, 7953 nucleotides. RefSeq names its product rho guanine nucleotide exchange factor 11 (gene RhoGEF2). The record is from RefSeq and is a predicted model, not a curated record. Lineage: Eukaryota; Metazoa; Arthropoda; Insecta; Hymenoptera; Eulophidae. Gene Ontology annotation, cellular component: cytoplasm. The coding region runs from base 1087 to 6114 and encodes 1675 amino acids. Gene Ontology annotation, biological process: G protein-coupled receptor signaling pathway. Gene Ontology annotation, molecular function: G protein-coupled receptor binding; guanyl-nucleotide exchange factor activity. The transcript has 28 exons.